GAAUGUACUUUUUUUUUUUUAUUAAUUUAAUAAAUUGGAAAAAUAGGCUAAUAGUUGCAAGUCGCUUAAUAGUUUAUACUCCAUAGUUGUCAUCGAGAUUAAGAUUGAAUUAAAAUUAUAAAUUUGGCCUUCGAUUUCAAGGGCUAAAACUAAUUUAAUGUCUCAUAGUUUACUCAAAAGUUAAUUCGUUUCACCAUAAUUAUUAACAACUCUAUAAUAUUUCAACAACCUUGAAAUUUUAUAAUCCAAUAAUAAUAAAAUAAAGAUUGUGAAUGUUGAUACUUGAUGUUAUAAUAAUGAAGCACUACCUUGGUAGUUGUAUUUGGUGUUAACACAAUAAUCAUGUAAAUGAAUAAGAAAAACUGAAGAAUUGUAAUUCUCAAGUAAAAUAUAACAAUAUGGCAUUAGUGGAAGGAUUUGGUGAUGAAGUUAUUCAGUUUUUUGGCAUAUUAUUUGUUGUUGUGUUAAUCGUUUUACUAUGGAUGUCUACUCAAGUGGCCGAAAUGCAAAUAUUCCGUGGUGCUGUUUUCAUUUUGGAAAGGCGUACAAGACGAAGACACCAUGAUGCUACAAGAGUUGCGCCUGUAAUUCCUAAUUCAUCUAUAAGUGAACAAUCUACAACAGAAACAGUUCCAUUAAAUGAUGUUAUAGAAACAAAUUCAACAUUGAACAAUGAUAAUCCUCAAAAUAAAAAUGAUGAUCCUGCUGGUUCUAAAAUUGAUGUAAAUAAAACUGAACAGUUUAAUGAAUCUAGUCAAAGCGAUUCUACCAAUAAUAUUGAAAAUGAACCGCAGAUAUAUGAAGACUCUAUAAGAAUACGUCUUAAGUAUUUAAAUGACAACUGUCGUUUAGUUCAAGGCAGGUUACAAGAAAAUGUUGGUGUUUUCAAAAGGAGACAUUUUACCAAUGAGCUAGCAUCAAAUAAAAUUAUUCGUUUAAUAUUUCAAGGAAAAGUAUUACAUGAUGAUGAAGCAUCACUGAGUAGUUGUGGUCUUCAUGAUAAUUGUGUCGUACACUGUCUUAUACAUCAGCCACGUCCUACAACUAAUGCUCAACAAACCCCUGAUCCUGUAAAUCAUGAUACUAAUGAGCAACCACUACCAAAUGUGAUACGUCAUGGUCAACGUCAACCUGGACCAGUUCAACGUGAAUGGAAUUUAGCAACAUUGUUAUCUGCUUUAAUCACAAUAAUAAUAUCAUUAUUGUGGUAUGCCAGAAUUCAGUUUUACACAUUUUUCUCUUAUACAUCUACGGGCACACUAGGAAUAUUGACUGGAAUUUUUUUGUUCACUGCCUUUCUUACUUAUUUGGUGGAUAACGAAGAGCAACAACACCAUCGACCACAAGCCGGACACUAAUAUGUUAUUAUGCUAUAUUUCAAUAUAUAAAAUCAAAUUAUGCACAAAAGCGAGUCUCAAAAUAUUUAAAAAUGUAUGUAAUAUGGUAUUUGUAUUAAUACAUGGUGUCUAAUUUAAUUAGCAAA
This is a messenger RNA of Melanaphis sacchari, 1483 nucleotides long. Its product is annotated as transmembrane and ubiquitin-like domain-containing protein 1. Lineage: Eukaryota; Metazoa; Arthropoda; Insecta; Hemiptera; Aphididae. Gene Ontology annotation, molecular function: protein binding. The record is from RefSeq and is a predicted model, not a curated record. The coding region runs from base 399 to 1358 and encodes 319 amino acids. The transcript has 4 exons.